Capsicum annuum is the source of this 2790-nucleotide messenger RNA. Its product is annotated as probable LRR receptor-like serine/threonine-protein kinase At1g14390. The transcript has 7 exons. Gene Ontology annotation, molecular function: ATP binding; protein binding; protein kinase activity. The coding region runs from base 304 to 2514 and encodes 736 amino acids. NCBI's taxonomy places the organism in Eukaryota, Viridiplantae, Streptophyta, Magnoliopsida, Solanales, Solanaceae. The record is from RefSeq and is a predicted model, not a curated record. Gene Ontology annotation, biological process: protein phosphorylation.
UUUAGUCCAUAGAAAUUAUACUCUUUUUCACUUGUCUUUUAUCUUCACUUUCUGCACAUUCUUUUCAACCACUUUAUAUAUACAUAGUGUAACUGUAUGGAAUCCUUGUCACAAAAGUUAUACAACUAAGCUCAGUAUCCACAGACAAGCACAUCUGUACUCCAUUAUUUAAUCUCAUCAUUUAAACCCCUUUUCCCUAUGUACCAUCAUUCAUUACUUCAUUGUAGAUUCUUGAAUUAUCUCAUUCCACAAAAUAAAAGUGCUUACUUUUUUGUGAAGUAAAAAAAUUGUUGUGAUCACAAAAUGAGAGGUUUCUUGAUUCUGGGUUUGUUUUUGUUUGUGCUAGUUCCAUUUACUUCAGCUCAAUUAGUUCCUGCUGAAAGUAGAAUCCUUUUCCAAAUUCAACAGUUUCUUGAAUUUCCACAAGUUCUUCAACAAUGGAAUAAAUGGACUAAUUUUUGUCUCCUACCACAAUCUCCUUAUCUUGUUGUAACAUGUUCUGAUAAUCAUAUAACAGAAUUAACAAUUGUUGGUAACAAAAGGUCUCCUUCUGAGUCUUUGAAGUCCACUGGUCCACAAGCUUUGUCAGGGAAAUUUCCUAUUGAUUCAUUUUUCACUGUUGUUACUAAGUUAUCUAGUUUGAAGAAGUUGUCAUUGGUUUCACUAGGAUUAUGGGGUCCAUUGCCUGGUAAAAUUAGUAGGCUACAUUCACUUGAGGUACUUAAUAUUAGUUCAAAUUUCAUUGUUGGUGGAGUGCCAUCAUCAAUAGUAAAUUUCAAGAAUUUGAAGUCUCUUGUUUUGGCUAGAAAUUUGUUUAAUGGAAGUGUACCAGAUCUAAAAGUGUUAAAGAAUCUUCAAGUUUUGGAUUUGAGUGAUAAUAAACUAGGACCAAAGUUUCCAUCUUUAGGGAAUAGUAACAACCUUGUUUUGCUUAAUUUGAGCAACAAUUUGUUUAGAUCAGAAAUUCCUAAUGGACUUAACAAGUAUACUCAUUUGCAAGUUCUUGAUUUGUCUUCUAACAAACUUGUUGGUCCAAUGCCUUCUUUUAUAUUUUCACUUCCAGCAAUUCAGUCUAUUAGUAUUGCUAAGAAUCAGCUAAGUAGUGCACUUCCUGCUAGUAUGUCUUGUAGUAACAACCUUAAGUUUGUCGAUGUUUCGAGUAAUUUGUUGAUAGGAAAGUUGCCUGCUUGUCUUGGAUCAAGUUCAAGAAACAGGACAGUGAUUAAUGUUUGGAAUUGUUUGUCAAGUACUAGUAGUAAGUAUCAGCAUCCAGUUUCAUUUUGUGAGAAGCAAGCAAUUGCUGUUAAGCCCCCUCCAAGAACUAAUGAUGGGAAGCAACAAUCAACUGUCAAGCUUGGUGUUGUUCUAGGACUCAUUGCAGGAAUUGUUGUAGUUGUUGGUGGAAUUGGUUUGCUGAUCUUUUUCGUUGUCAAGAAAGUUGUGAGAAAUAGAGUUCAAGGAUAUAAAAAUGACAGCUUUGCUUUUGAGAAGAAUUCAACUCUUUCUAAAACUGCUGAUGGAGGAAAUGCAAGGAGAACAAUGAGGAUGGUAUCAUUAGGACUUCCACCAUAUAAUGUUUUCACUCUGGAGGAAAUGGAAGAAGCAACAAACAAUUUUGAUCCAACUAAUCUGGUUGGAGAAGGUUCCCAGGGUCAGCUAUAUAGAGGUUGUCUUAGAGAUGGAACAGUGGUCCUGGUGAAAUGUCUGAAGUUGAAGCAGAAGCAUUCACCUCAAAUUCUGCAGCAGCACAUGGAGAUGGUCUCAAAGCUAAGACAUAGGCAUUUGGUCAGUGUGCUUGGACACUGUGUUGUUACUUACCAAGAUCAUCCAAAUACAGCUAGCACUGUAUUUAUUGUUCUUGAAAAUGUUGUCAAUGGAUCACUGAAAGAUCAUCUUAGUGAUUGGAGAAAAAGGGAUGUAUUGAAAUGGCCACAAAGAAUGGGAAUAACUAUGGGCAUUGCAAAAGGAAUUCAAUAUUUGCACACUGGAGGAGUCACUGGAAAUGACAUUAAGCUUGAGAAUGUUUUGUUGGAUGAGACUCUUACUGCUCGAAUAAGCAGCUAUAAUAUAUCUUUGCCACCUAAGGUUGGUUCGGAAAGUCCUCUUGCUGGACCAGACCAAUUCACCAGCGUGAAGCAAGCAGAAAAGGAAGACAUCUAUCAAUUGGGAGUUAUUCUACUAGAGGUUAUUAUUGGUAGACCAAUCAACUCUCGAAGCGAAGCAGAAGACCUUAAGCUUCAGGUGGAGACUGCCUUAGCGGAAUCACCAUCAAAGCUACGAGAUUUAACAGAUCCUUGUAUUCGGGGUACAUUUGCAUAUGACUCAUUGAAAACAACAGUCCAGAUAGCGAUAAACUGCCUUGAAAAAGAACUGAGCAGGCGACCAUCAGUCGAAGAUGUUCUCUGGCAUAUGCAAUACUCAAUUCAGGUUCAAGAAGGAGCAACAAACAGUGGAAACCUCAGUGGGAACCAAAGUGGAAAAAUAAGUGGAAGUCUUAAUAAUAAGUUUUACUAGUAAAGGAGAUCUGUCAUUAUAUUGUUUUAUCUUGUUGUUUAGUAACUUGUAUGCAUCCUGUAUAGCACAGUUCAGUAGCUUACCGAAUAACAAAUGUCCCAAGUUCACAAUACAAAGCAAAUUUUCAUGGAAGUUGAGAAUCUCGUCCGUGAACUUGGGAAAAACUUAUCAACAUCCGGUGUUUAUACCAACCUAAUGAACACACAAAAUGUACCUUCACGUACGUUGUUAUUACAAAAUUAUAGUUAAUUAAUAAAUACAUUAAUUUGAAGUGCA